GUGUGUGUGUGUGUGUGUGUGUUUGAGAAAUGCUAAGAGCCUUUAGAAUUUAGAAGAAAACUUACAGAUUAUAACCUAGUGACAGAGCAAGGGAAGGGAAUCUUAUCUGAACCAAGAAGCCAGUAGACGUUCUGAGAGCCUGGGCCUCCAUCAGACACCGAGCAGACAUUGCAGACUUGAAGCAGGUGUUUCCAGAACGUUGUCCUUCAUUGUAUUUCGUAUUCCAGCACAUUCCUGAUUCCAUGACAACCAUGCAAGCCCCGGGUCAGACCACCCUGGAGGCCAGUUUUGGUGUGCAGCAGCUGGGGCAGCCUGUAGGUCUGCACUCGUACCUCUGGAAAGGGCUGACGGAGAAGUUCUUGAAGGGGGAACCUAAAAUCCUGGGCAUUGUGCAAAUUAUUAUUGCCCUUCUGAAUCUCAGCUUAGGAAUCUUAAUGAUGUGCAUCCUGAUUCCUUUUACUUGGCUCCUUCCUAUUUCAGUGUACGCAGGGUACACGGUUUGGGGAUCGGUAAUGUUUAUUAUUUCAGGAUCUCUGUCCACUGCAGCAGGAAUAAGAAUGACAAGAGGUCUAGUCCAAGGUAGUGUAGGUUUGAACAUCACCAGCAGUGUGCUCGCGGUUGCUGGGAUCAUAAUUAGUGCCAUAAGCCUGAGCAUUUUGUCAUACGGCUUCUAUUACUGUGGCUAUGAUGAGGGCUUCAACAGUUGUUUUAUCAUUCUGGGCCUGGAUGGUGUGGUACUCCUGCUAAGUGUGCUGGAAUUCUGCAUUGCCAUAUCCCUCUCUGUCUUUGGAUGCAAAGUAACCUGUUGUAACCCUGGUGGAGUUGUGCUAAUUGUGCCAUCAAACCCUCCAAGGGAAGAAAAAGCUUCUCCUGUUCUUCUUGAAGGAGGGUUGAUACCACCAAAAGGCCAAGACCAGAAUGUUUGAGGAAAUCUAUCCUGAGUAAUGCAAAGACACUUCUUGGGAAAAAAAACAGCAUUGGACUCUGAUGUGUGUUUGUGUGUGUGUGUGUGUGUGUGUGUGUACACGUGUGUUUGUGUGCAUGUGGGCAUAUACAAAUUCAGAGACCAUGUUCUCAUUUCUUCCCUAGAAAGUUGACAACAUAUUCUACUCAUUCUACUGGAUUUGUGUCAUAGUAUCAGAAUCUGAACAAAUAAAUCAUGCGUGUAAUGGGUUACA
Dipodomys ordii (Ord's kangaroo rat) is the source of this 1178-nucleotide messenger RNA. Its product is annotated as membrane-spanning 4-domains subfamily A member 4A-like. Gene Ontology annotation, cellular component: membrane; Golgi apparatus. The transcript is spliced from 7 exons. The record is from RefSeq and is a predicted model, not a curated record. NCBI's taxonomy places the organism in Eukaryota, Metazoa, Chordata, Mammalia, Rodentia, Heteromyidae. Bases 243 to 926 code for a protein of 227 amino acids.